Molecule: messenger RNA, 375 nt
Organism: Diplodia corticola
Lineage: Eukaryota; Fungi; Ascomycota; Dothideomycetes; Botryosphaeriales; Botryosphaeriaceae
Product: ras guanyl-nucleotide exchange factor
Exons: 1
Coding region: 1-375 (124 amino acids)
Biological process (GO): mitochondrial proton-transporting ATP synthase complex assembly
Cellular component (GO): mitochondrial matrix
Source: RefSeq, a predicted model, not a curated record
AUGUCCGCAACAACACCCGCCGCCCCGCAGCUCCGCUCCUUCUACCGCCGCCUCCUGCGCGAGCUGCCCGCGCGAGCACCCAAAGUCGCGCCCUCGACCCGCUCCUCGCAGCCCAUCCUGUCCAACCCGUCGCCCCUCCAGCACCACAUCCGCACGCAGCUCGCGGCGCCGUCUGCCGCGUCGGCGCGCGCCCCCAGCCUCGAGGAGACGGAGCAGUUCGUGCAGUACGUCAAGGCCCAGCGCAUGUACAUCACGUUGCUCGAACGCUACAACCCGGGCAUGAACAUGGACGAGGAGGAGCGCGUGCGCUUGACCGCAAGAAGGGUCGGCAUGGAUCUGCCAGUCGAGGCCGACGUGCCCGGGAAGAAGAACUAG